AUGGUAAAUGGGUUUCCUACGCCCUAUAUCUCACUUCCAUUCAGUAUCGUUCUCCUUAUUCAAAACCUUCUCACCAUCAUCAUCAUCCGCCGCACCCCAAAACUGCACACACACGCCAAUAUUGUGGUGGCAUCCAUUGCUGGCGGGGACAUAUAUUUAGCCCUUGUUUGUAUCACUUCUGGAAUUGUCUACUUACCGGGAGUGAGGAACACCAAGCUGAACAACGCUCUCUUAGAGGCAUCAAUGUGUGGCGCAGGGUACUCGUCUCUGCUGUUAUCUGUCAGCCAGUUGGGGCUGAUCGCAAUAGAUCGCUACACCUACAUCGUUUAUCCACUGUAUUACAUGGCGCGCAUCACAAAGCGACGGAUUUAUAAAACAAUAGCAUGUUUUUGGCUUGUGGGGAUAGUUUAUGGUUUAGUUCCACUAUUUGUCUAUAGAAACGCGUCAGAUUACAACAUAUGUUUGAUUACUAGACCGCCCUUUGAAUAUAUUGCUGUCCCUAUUGUACUGUACCAGGUGGAAGUCAUCCUAAUUUUUGUUUGUUAUUUUAUAAUUGCUCGCUUGGCUUUUCAGCGUAAGAAAGCCAGUCGUGUCAGACAACUGGGUUUCAACGGAGGAAUAUCAAGCAGGGAAGCCUUCAUUACUGGAAGAACAGCAGCGUGGAGAAGUGUGAAAUUUUUCGCCACAAUGUAUGGCAUCUUUUUUGCGUGCACUUAUCCUGCUGUCUUAGCUAUUCUCAUCAACAGUGUGGACUCAUUUCCCUUGUCUGUGUUCGUGCCAUUGAUGUUCUUGUUUUUUAUGCAUUCCAUGUUUAAUUUUUUCGCAUACUUGAACAUGAACAAAGAUUUUUGUUUGGGUUUCAAACAUUUGUUUAUGCGCAAGAUAAGAAAUAACAGAAACUGA
This is a messenger RNA of Candidula unifasciata, 903 nucleotides long. The record is from the annotation of a GenBank genome assembly. NCBI's taxonomy places the organism in Eukaryota, Metazoa, Mollusca, Gastropoda, Stylommatophora, Geomitridae.